This is a messenger RNA of Erinaceus europaeus (western European hedgehog), 1394 nucleotides long. It is a transcript of the gene CD79B, whose product is annotated as CD79b molecule. Gene Ontology annotation, biological process: B cell receptor signaling pathway; B cell differentiation. Lineage: Eukaryota; Metazoa; Chordata; Mammalia; Eulipotyphla; Erinaceidae. Bases 227 to 928 code for a protein of 233 amino acids. Gene Ontology annotation, cellular component: membrane; external side of plasma membrane; B cell receptor complex. The record is from RefSeq and is a predicted model, not a curated record. The transcript is spliced from 6 exons. Gene Ontology annotation, molecular function: transmembrane signaling receptor activity.
GGUGGACGGCCUCGGAGCCCAGCUGACAAGAGAGCCCUCCCUCCCACAGGGUCCCCUGAGAGUGGGUGCCUCCCCUGGGCCCCCAUUUGCAUGGCAGGAAGAGGCCAGUGAGGAAGAGGCGGGCGGGAGCCACCGGCUACACUCCAGGCCAUCACACGUUGUCCGCAGCCUCCUCCACCGGCGUCGGCACUGUCACUGGGUCGGGGUCUGAGAAGGAGUGGCGACCAUGGCAGGCUGGCUGCAGCUGUCCCCCGUGCCCAGCUGGCUGGUGCUGCUGCUGGUGCUCACAGGUGAGCCGGUGCCCGCAGCUGAAGUCAGCAAAUGGCACCAGGAUCCCGCAGCCAAAGACCAGCUGCUCCAGAAUUCUGCAGGGACUGCUUGUUCCCGGAUACGGCAGAGGCCACGGUUCAUGGCCAAGAAGCGGGGCUCCGACGUGGCCAUCGAGUGUCUGGCGGAGAAGCAGGGCAUCAUCACGUGGCUGUGGAAGCAGACGGCCGACCAGGAGCCCAGGCCGGUGCAGCUGGAGAAGGGCCGCAUCGCCCAGUCUGUGAACAACACGCUGACCAUCCACGGCAUCCAGUCCCAGGACAGUGGCAUCUACAUCUGCCAGCAGGAGUGCCCCCAGUCACAGAGGCAGCACGGCUGCGGCACUGAGUUGCGUGUCAUGGGCUUCAGCACCUUAGAGCAGCUGAAACGCCGGAACACGCUCAAGGACGGUAUCAUCAUGAUCCAGACCCUGCUCAUCAUCCUCUUCAUUGUCGUGCCUGUCUUCCUGCUGCUGGACAAGGAUGACAGCAAGUCUGGAAUGGAGGAGGACCACACCUACGAGGGCCUGGACAUUGACCAGACGGCCACCUACGAGGACAUCGUGACUCUUCGGACCGGGGAGGUGAAGUGGUCCGUCGGUGAGCACCCCAGCCGGGAGUGAGGGGCCGGCCCAGCCUGCACCCCGGACACGGCCCGCUGGGCCCUCGCUGACCGCUUCUGGGCCGCCUGGCUCUCAGACCGGCUCUUCCUCCUGGACCCACUUCGGCCUCCGAAGCUGACCCUCCAGACCCGCCUGCCCGGCCUGCUCCUGACUCUCGUCCAAGGGACUGAGGGGGAAGGCCAGGCCAUGGGCAGCGAGCGGGAGCAGGGUGGUCCAGGAACAGACUGGAGCUAGCCUUCUGGGGGUGCCGGGCAUGGAUCUAGCCCAUGUUCACGACAGGGAAGGCAGAGACUUGAGUGGAACCUCGGGCCAGGCUCCGAGCCCGGAAGGACGUGCCCAGCCCCACUUGGCCAUAGGUGGGUGAGGGCGCUCAGAGCUCCCCUCCCUCUCCCGCCUUCUCCUGCCCCGUGCGUGGAGCUCCUGGUGGAGCCUGUUGCUCCUUGGAAUAAAUGAUGUAUCCUGAGAA